This is a messenger RNA of Varroa destructor (honeybee mite), 7796 nucleotides long. It is a transcript of the gene Magi, whose product is annotated as membrane associated guanylate kinase, WW and PDZ domain containing protein magi. Lineage: Eukaryota; Metazoa; Arthropoda; Arachnida; Mesostigmata; Varroidae. Gene Ontology annotation, molecular function: protein binding. Gene Ontology annotation, cellular component: cytoplasm. The record is from RefSeq and is a predicted model, not a curated record. Gene Ontology annotation, biological process: signal transduction.
AUAGUCGUCGUCGUCUUCGUCGCAUCUUCGGGCGCCCCCUUUUACACUGCCUGACUGACUGCCUCUGUCUGUCUAGAGCAGCAGCAGCAGCAGCGACAGUUGCUGGAGUUGUUGCCAGCGAUGUGUAUCUACCGAGCAAGUGCGUUUCUCUCGUAGCAGCAGAAGCAACAGGAGUCAAGCUACUCUCGGUCGUCGUUGUUUGUGUAUACGUAUGUAUGUAAACAUCAGACAGAAUGAUGGAUAAAUUGCUGCCAGCGAGAAAAAGUCAAUCCGUUUUCGUGAGUUGGAUGUAGCUCGUGAGUUGAGUUUGAUUUGGCGAAAGUUUUGUCCAGUGCUUCCUCUCACAAAAGCAUUACUUAAUAUUACCACAGCUUGGAGUACUUGGCAAAGUGUAGCAGUGGAUGUUGUUGUGGUGAUGGUGGUGGCGGUGCAAACUUUUUCGUCGUUAAGAAAUUUUGUACACUGUAACAGAAUUUCGAUUUUGUUUUCCUGCGAGCGUGUGAAGGCGUCAACCAGCACCCAGUCAAAAGAUAGGCGAUAGCUAUGUGACGUGGCACAAUUAGGCAGGUGACAAUCACAACUAGAGAAUGUAUCAUAAGCAAGAUUAGUAUUCAAGGAGGCUAUGAGACCGCUGAACAAGGUAGCAGUGACUAUUCGUCAAGCGUAGCUGUCUUUUCUGUCAAAUCUCUUGCUGCUGUUUGAAAUUUCGCAGCUGAUUCUGUGGUGGUGAAAGGCGCACCAGCGUUCCGCCGUUGUCACUCGAAUUUCAAGAAUGAUAAUGUUGUUGGAUGGAAGCUGCAAGGCCGGUUGCAGCGGGGUUGAGCGGUUCCGGGGGGCCGUUCCCUAAGGAGACCACGAACACGGCCCUAAAUAACAACAAUAAUCGUAACAGUGACGAAAAAAACGGAAAACAAAGACGUAAAAUCAUUGACGACGACGACAACGCCAACUCAGGCCCAACCCGAGCGGUUGAGGUUGGUGGGGCAACAACUUCCGGAUCUUUUGCCUCUUCUGGAAAACGACAGUCGACGUCGAUAGCCGCGCUGAUUUCCUCGUUUGAAGCAUCUUCAGCCGGGGCAUCAGGUUUGGCAAGUGCGACCGUUACUGCUGCCAGCGUUCUCCCUUCCACUACUUUGUCGUCGCAAGGAAACACACUGGUAGGCGGUAGUCUAAAAACUGGCGCAUUUAGAGCCUCCGUAAAAGCAAAGGAUGCUGCCGUUCUAACCGUUCGAGGUGGUGCGGAGAAUGCACAAUUCGUCUAUCUCGAUAGUGAAGAGUUAGGUGAAUACUCCAUUCGCUCGGGUGAUGUAGUGUUAGAGGUUGAGGGUCAGAGCGUGGCCGGAUAUACGAGAGCGGAUGUUCAAACUUUACUGGAUUACUGCGCUAAUCGAGGGCAGCAUACGCUAGCGCUUACUUUCAUACAAGCCGAGGUAUUAAAUCGUGAUAUUCGUGCAUAUCUCAACUGUCGUUUUCCUCAGGGAUCGCCGGAGCACGAUCUCCAAAAUACGAUCAGGGACAACCUAUACAUUCGCACGGUUCCCUGCACCACCCGAACGCCGCGCGUCGGCGAAGUCAACGGAGUUGAUUACCAUUUUCUCACAAGGGAAGAAUUUGCAUCGCUUGAGCGUGAGGGAAAACUACUGGAAAGUGGAUUUUUCGAGGGUAACUUUUAUGGGACUCCACUGCCAAAUAUUCAGAUUCAGGGACAGAGCACUUCGUUGAAAACGCCUCCUCUGCUUGUGCCCGGAGCGCAUCCUACCAGCGAAGGAAAACGAAAGAGGAACCGCUCGAACGUCGAAGCCUUCCUCAACUCUAACAAACCUCUUUCACCGAGCUCCACAACGGCGACGACGACAAUGGCGCCCUCAACCAGUGGCCAUUUGGAGCAACUAGCUGCGGGUAGCGAUGUCGGAAGCGGCAACAACAAUUCGACUCACGGCAAAAUAAACAACGGCGAUAACAAUAAUAGCAACAACAACAAUAGCAACAACAACAGUCAGCAAGAGAUCAGCAACCAUUCCUCAAGCCAGCUCUUCAACAACCAUUCAGAUAACAGCAACACCAGCGGUUACAACGGUUACAGAAAUCUCGUAGAUAGCGGCAGUUAUGAUGGUCACGCCGCUAAAGCCAGCAGUCUUCAUUGUCAAAGCAACAACAAUACAACUAGCAGCAAUGACAUGGUGUACGUUGGUGAGGCUCUCGGCGAAGGGGGCGGAAGCUGCGGUGGUCAGUACGGUGAAGGAACAACUAUUGUCGAUGAUGACCUCGGCCCGCUGCCUCCUCAUUGGGAGAAAGCGUACACAGAACAAGGGGAGCCCUACUUCAUCAAUCUAAACACAAACAAGUCACAAUGGGACGAUCCGCGGUUGUGUGGUGACGAUGGUCCUGAUGGUGGUCUCGGCCAGGACGAUCGAUCCAUUCAAAUGGGUCAGUUGGGCGAAGGACCUGGGUCCCCUCUGACGCCUCUCGACCAGAUGGAACUUCCUUAUGGCUGGGAGAGAAUCGACGAUCCUCAAUAUGGCACCUACUACAUCGACCAUAUUAACAAACGCACACAGUACGAGAGUCCAUUGGCGACGCAAGCGACGUUGGAUGGAUCCCAAAUCCUCUCAGGAAACGCGGUACUUAACACCUCUGGCAGCACUUUGUCCAUCGCUAUGUCAUCGUCAGUGCGCGAAGAUGAUAUGGUUCCAGCCUCCGAGAAAUCUGGCCUCCCUAUGUCCAUUCCUUUGGGUGCCCCCCCAGGGCAUUUCUCUCAUCCAAGCGUACAGAUUGGACCUGGUCACGAAGUUCAAAAUAACAUAAAACAUGCAAGUAAUGCUCCACUUGUAGCUAGCUUUCGAGUAGACAAGUUAUCUCAUCAGUUUAGCCAAAGCGAAGUGCACGGAGGCUUGCCGUACACUUCAAUGCACCUGCCAGGUUUAAAGGUUAUAGGGCCAGACAGCAGCCCUCGCGUACGAAAUGACUCUUCAAAGGCGCAUGUGCCCAUGUUAGCUUCUCUGCAACAAGAGUAUCAGCAACAUAUUGAUCAACAGCGACAAUUAGGAGGGGAGAAGAUUGGCGCAGAGGCAAGCGGCCACUCCAGAUCUAGGAGCGAUCUAGUCGGCGGAACCCAAUACUCCAGUGCCAAUAAAACCGCCAGUCAAGUUGAACGCGGAUGGCAGAGACCGAUCCAUGGAACACUUCCGAGGAACACGUCAGUGGACCCAUUGUAUGCUACGAUUGGGCCAAAAAAAAACGGAGGCGUCACGCAUCUUCAGCAACCACUUCAUCGAAAGCCGCUGCCGCCACCGCAGCAGGAAGAUACCUCCGCUGUGUAUAUGACCAUGCAUCCUCCCACAGGUUUCGCGGGCGGACAGACCCGAAAUGGGCUCAUGGACAGUGGAUUAAUGACAACGCAUAAUUAUGCUAACGUGUACGAGCCACAAUAUCGAAUGAGUGAAGGCCACCGGCACCGCGAGAAUGGGAUGGUUUCAUGCGGCGACGAUCUCGAGAAAAUUAAUGAAAGUCAAGCUACCGAGAAUGAUUCUGUCUUCACAAGUGGAGGCAAUAACGACCUCGAUCUAUCGCUCCGAAGUGACCCUGAUGUGAAAAACGACGAUUUGAACAAUAACACAAACAAUGGUAAUCAUAACAAAGAUGAUAGUCGAGGGCAAGCUGCGGCAGCCAGCGGGCAGCUAGCGUCGACGACGGACAAAAAAGACUCUGUCCCUAUCGACAGCAGUAGUAGUGCCCAGAUGAACAGUAGCCGUGACGGAAUUUUGGCCCUAAUGCCUUGUCUUGCAUCGUGCAUGCACGAUAAAACGUACGGCACUGUAGGUGAGCUCAACAAAAAGGAACCGACAAGUAGCAAUACGAGUGCCAAGCACAGCAACAACAACAACCAGCACGUAUCGAGUGGAUCACUGGAAAAUAAACUUAAAGAGCAUCAUAGCCUGGACGACGGACAGCAACGCGAACAACGUGAAAAUGAGCAAAAUGAACUUAGGCAGAUCAAUUGCGAUUCUGGCGAAACAACGAAGAAAGACAGUAACAACACGAUGGUUACUUCACCGUUAAGCAACGGCCGUAUCGCGAACAACAACAACAACAACAACAAUAAUAACGAUGUAACAGGAGGCAAUGUCAAUGGACGAAGCACUAGUGACACUGCGAGGGCAGCAACAAUAUCAAAAGAAGACAUGCUCCGAGAGGACCAGCAAAACGACCUGCUUAAACCGGGCUCCCCUCCAAAAAAUGGCCACGUUUCUCUAAGCGGUGGAAGCCCCCCGCGGAAGAUACCUCCACCGACGCUGCCUAAGCCAAUGCUGUCACAAAUUCCGUUCCAUCUUCAACAGCAUCAGGCGUUGCUUCCGCCGCAGUAUCAAUUGCCGUACGUGUUUACACGUAAUCCCGCCGAACUUGUAGGCGAAAUCAUACACGUUGGUUUGGUGAAAAGCCCGCGAGGGUUCGGCUUUACCAUCAUUGGCGGUAACGACCACCAGGCUGAGGAGUUCCUGCAGAUCAAGAGCAUCACUCAAGGCGGGCCGGCGUGGAAUGACGGGACACUGCGCACUGGUGAUGUGCUCGUUCACGUAAACGGUAUCUGUGUUCUGGGCUAUACCCAUGGUGAUGUUGUGUCCCUGUUCCAGUCGAUCGCCCCCGGAGAGGUGGUGCAUCUUCAGAUCUGCAGAGGAUAUAAGCUGCCAUUCGAUCCAAAUGAUCCCAACAUGGAGAUAGUCACUACGCAGGCCGUAACUGCAAAUGGUUCAUACGAUACUAACGUUGAUAAAUCCGUCAUUUCAGAUAACGAAAAUCUGGUUAACCGCUCUGUCGUAGGAGCAUCCCGGGAGUAUAACGACAUUUAUGGGACGGUUAUGCGCAAGAUGCAGAGUAUCGACCUCAGCAAAGGUUCAUUAGGUGGCUCUGCUGUCGUGGGAGCCAACAUUAGAAACGUGGAGAAUGCCAGUGCUACACUCAGCAGUUCUAAUGUCGAGCAGCAUAACAGUUUACACGAGGAAAGUGAACUUGAUUUCGAGCCGCCAAAGUUUCUCACCGUCGAAAUAGUAAAAGGAAAUACCGGUUUUGGAUUUACUAUUGCCGAUUCGGCUAAUGGUCAAAAGGUCAAGAAAAUCCUUGACGAAACUCGCUGUGAAGACCUUGUCGAAGGCGAUAUUUUGGUGGAUAUCAAUGGUCGCAACGUACGCCGGUCGUUGCAUGCCGAAGUUGUGCAAGUCCUUAAGGAAUGCCUCAUCGGUUCGACAGCCCGGAUUACGGUACAGCGUGGCGGUUUCGCCACCUCACGCAGCCAAGCAACCGGAGCCCGUACUCCAGUCAAUGCGGCUGACGAUGCCGGAUCGGAACGCGGAAGUCAUGCGUCUACGUCCUUUUCACAGUUCAACUUCAAUCCGAACCCGACAGCCUUUCAAUACAGAUCGAAAACCCCUACUGCCGAUCUCUAUGGCUCAGCAAGGGAAGUCGUUAUUCAGCGCCCAAAGACCCCAGUGGUAGACACACGAAACUGGGAAUGCCCGGAAAAACCGCCAAGGACAGGUCCUCAGCCUGGCCAACAGAUACAGCGGCUACAGCAUCAUCCAGGUGGGCAAACGGUCCCUGAUGCGAACAUUAAUAACAGUAUAUAUGGGACGACGCUCGGACUCGGCAGCCGACCUACAACUGCUGCGUACGGUAACGUGGGCAGUACUCAACCUCGAUUUGAAGAAGAUGUUUAUGGAUACGUGCGCUCAAAGUCGGAGGUAUGGCACUACGAUUACCCAACACCCGCUGGGACACGCCAGUCGCACACGUUGGCGCGGAAUGCCCAUUCCGCAGUGGCCCCCUCGCAGGGAGAGUACGCUAAUUAUUAUGCCCUAUACGGCAAUGAGCGUGGAGUUACGCCCCAGCCAUCGUAUGAUCCGACGGGGCAACAUUCGAUUUACGGUACAGCAGAAAGUGUGCGCUAUGCCGAGAGUUUACGAGCGCCGUCGGUCCAAGGAGGAACUAUAGGGGCCAGUGGUGCCUACGGUGAAGGCGGUAAUGGCGAAUUCCAAGUGAGUCUAAAUCGACAAGAGAGUGGAUUCGGCUUUCGUAUCGUCGGCGGAACAGAAGAAGGUUCUCAGGUUACUAUUGGUCAUAUUGUACCAGGUGGCGCGGCAGACGUGGACGGUUCGAUUCAGACUGGUGACGAGAUCCUUUCAGUUGAUGGACAUUCGGUAGCUAAUGCCUCGCACCAUCACGUCGUCCAACUAAUAGGGGCCGCCUCAAUAUCCGGUCAGGUCACACUUGGCCUGAGGAGAAGGAUAUCAAACUUACACAACACUUCAGGACAAAGUGAAUUGACACCAGCAACUUACACGUACAAUGUCAUCGUAGAACGGACCGAAAACGAGGGGUUCGGAUUUGUGAUUAUCUCGUCGGUAGGCAGAAGUGGCUCCACUAUUGGCCGCAUCAUUGAGGGUAGUCCUGCGGAACGCUGCGGACGCCUGCAGGUCGGAGAUCGCAUUCAUGCUGUUAAUGGAGUAUCCAUUCUCGACAUGCAUCACGAGGACAUUGUCAACCUAAUUAAGGUAUCGGGACUCACAGUGGCACUCACGAUUGCUCCACGUACAUCAUCGACCGGAGCGUUAUCACCCGGCAAUAAUAUUCAAGACGACCUGUCCAGCAUCGGAACCAAUCGACCACUCGGGCCUGAUGACUUUAAUGAUCAACCCAUGGGUGCGCAUGUGCUAUCGGCCAGUUCCUUAGUAGAAAGCCAAAUGCUGCCACCUGCUUCUCCGGCAGGAGGUCCACCAGAGUUUCGGCGAGUCGUUCUACAACGAGGUGCGCGAGGUUUCGGCUUCUCGAUUCGCGGUGGACGAGAGUUUCACAAUAUGCCGCUGUUUGUUUUACGCAUAGCGGAAAUGGGCCCUGCACAGAAAAGCGGCCAGCUGCAUGUGGGCGACCAACUUUUGGAAGUUAAUGGUAUUUGCACGGAUGGUAUGACGCAUGCUGAAGCUAUUGGGCUCAUUCGUCAGGGAGGCAGCACGGUAACGUUGCUCAUCAAAAGGAUUAGCAACAACCCCCCUUCAGGUGCUGCUGCAGGCCCUUCACCUUAUAACCCUCAUCAUCAUCUUUCUCAGCAACAGCAGGCACACCACCCGCAGCAUCCCUUAACCGUCGAGAGUCCUCCAUCACUUAUAUCCCAUCAUUCGCUAGGAGGUCCAAUCAGCCAGAGCUCUCCGCGCUCGCCAUCUGCCAUGCUGCUGCAUUCGCCACAUCAUCACCCAGGUUCUGCGGGUGCCACGGGUGUACCCACAUCAGUUCAUCAGGGCAGUCCUCAUCCUGGUCAUCAACUUCAGCAGCAGCAGCAGCAGCAGCAGUCCUCUAUUUACGGAACUCAUGGCCAAUGGGUUGGCUAAUGUGAAGAAGAUCUGAGACAUUCCAACCCUUGAAACGACAACCCGUCACCUCUUGUAAUUGUUGUUGUUAUCAAUUGAUCUAUUUUAUGUCGGCAACAGGAUUAGAACACUUUCCGUGACAUGCGAAUGUAUUUCUACAUAUAGUCAUACUGCUUCAAGUAGUUCAAAGGUGCUGCCUAUUUCCAAUAAAGUUGGACUAGCAAUUUGUUCACUUUACAAUAAAAGUGAACAAUAAACAAUACAUUUUUCGUCAGCUAGUUAAUAAACAGACAUCCGCUGGUCAUAAUAGAAACUCGCACAAUCGUUCGAAAUGAUCGAGAGCACUAGGGAACCCAUUUGAGCAUGAUUUUAGGAAACUCCCCGACUAAAUGAACAACAAUUAGAUUUAUGAUUAUUUGUAUUAUAAAAAAAAAAAAAAAA